Molecule: messenger RNA, 1227 nt
Organism: Penicillium waksmanii
Lineage: Eukaryota; Fungi; Ascomycota; Eurotiomycetes; Eurotiales; Aspergillaceae
Product: thiamine pyrophosphate-dependent dehydrogenase E1 component subunit alpha
Exons: 4
Biological process (GO): branched-chain amino acid catabolic process
Molecular function (GO): oxidoreductase activity, acting on the aldehyde or oxo group of donors, disulfide as acceptor
Source: RefSeq, a predicted model, not a curated record
CCAUUCCCGGGAGCAGUGAAAAGUCCCCGUACCACGAAGAUGAAUUUCCUGAAACCGAUAGAAGUUCCUCCCAUCCCGACCUACCAUGUGAUGGACUCGGGUGGCUCGAUAGAAGAUUCCAGUCGUGUGCCACCCGAAGUGACCGACGAGCAGGUCCUUGAAUGGUACAAAAACAUGCUAACCGUCAAUAUUAUGGACAACAUCAUGUUUGAGGCCCAAAGACAUGGGCGUGUCAGUUUCUAUAUGGUUUCCGCGGGAGAAGAGGCUGUCACCGUUGGCUCUGCAGCUGCGCUAGACUCGAAAGACGUGAUUACCUGUCAAUAUCGGGAAACCGGAGUCUUCGUGCAGCGCGGCUUUACUCUAAAGGAUUUUAUGAGCCAGUUGACUGCCAAUCAUAACGAUCCCGGAAAGGGACGAAACAUGCCAGUUCAUUACAGUGGAAAGACCAAAGUCAAUGUGCAUGCAGUUGCGUCGACCCUUGCCACACAGAUCCCGCAUGCUACCGGUGCUGCAUACGCACUAAAGAUGGACGCCCUCGAGAACCCCGACCAGCCUGCCCAGAUUGCAGCGUGUUACUUCGGCGAAGGGGCCGCAAGCGAAGGAGAUUUCCAUGCAGCACUCAAUGUGGCUGCAGUGAAGAAGUGCCCAGUCAUUUUCCUUUGCCGUAACAAUGGCUUCGCGAUUUCAACUCCCACCACAGAACAGUAUAUCGGGGAUGGUAUUGCAGUGCGUGGAAUGAGCUAUGGUAUCGAAUCCAUUCGAGUGGACGGAACCGAUAUUUUUGCUGUCUUCGAGGCAACCAAAGAAGCUCGGCGACGAGCUCUGGAGGACGGAGGGCGCCCAAUCCUCCUCGAAUUCAUGAGCUACCGCGUGUCUCACCACAGCACUAGCGAUGAUAGCUUUGCGUACCGCAACCGAAACGACGUGGACUCUUGGAAGGCAAAAAACGAUCCGCUUGCCCGUUUAAGGAAAUGGAUGGAGAGAAAGGGUCUAUGGGAUGCCGAGAAAGAAAAAGAAUCUCGUCAAACAAUCAGAGCUGAUGUUCUGCGGGAACUGGUGGCUGCCGAAAGAGAGAAAAAGCCAGCGCUACGGGGGAUUUUUGACGACGUCUAUUCUGAGCUGACUGAGGAAGCAGAGGAGCAAAAGGAAGAGCUUAGAAGGCUAAUGAUGAGAUAUCCGGAAGAGUAUGAUCUCAAUGAACAUGAAGGGGGGAUUAAGGGACUGUAA